UUGCAGACUUCUGACGCUCAAUAUUUCGAGGCUUGCUAUGAAGGCAUCCAGUAAGGGGACCAGCAAUUACAAGCAGCUGGAGGAUGAAGAGGCGCACGAUGGCCUUCUCAAAGAGGGCCCUCUCAAAACCAGAGAUUCCUCUUCGCCGUGGCUCCCCUCUCGUACCAUCAUCGUCGUGAAUAUCAUCACUUUUGUUCUGUCGAUGACAUGUCUGCUGUUGUCAAUCAGAUUAUACACCCAGUAUGGUGAUCGGAAUGCUAUUCUGAGAUCCACCCUGUAUUAUUCACCGAUCAUCAAGAGCCAUAUACCCUUCGAAACCACCCGAUUCACCAGCGCCCCCCUAUCCGCAAAAAACGAGUCCAUCUACCGUCAGCCACCCAGCCCCGAAGUAGACGCCGCAUGGGAUCGCCUCGCAGACAUUGGCACGCACAUCCUGAGCUCGGACGACAUACGCAGCCUGGGAAAGGACCCCUCGAAGGUCGUUCUCCUGCCUGAAAGCUGGGGCCAUGGGCCAGACGCACACCUUGCAACAAUCGAUGGAAUCCACCUCGUGCAUUGCCUCAACUCCAUGCGCAAGAGUCUGUACUUCAAUUUCGACUACUACCAUCCCGGCCCUCUGGGACCCGAAUACCAGCCCCACCUCUCGCACUGCGUCGAAGCGGUCUUGGAACACCUGAUGUGUAAGCCAAGCAUGGAGUUUUUGACCCAGAUCUGGAUUGAGAGGCAGAAUGCGCCGUUUCCGGACUUUGCUGUGAACAAGAAAUGUUGGGAUUAUGAGGCUAUUCUGAGGUGGAAGGAUAAGCAUCGGGCGCGGGAUGUGGAGGCGAGGUUUAACGAGUUGAAGCCGCCGGCGUGGGUCGUGCCUGAGCCGCUGCCGCCCUUGGUAGCGGAGACGUGGGAGAUAGUGGAUAGCCGGCGUAAUAAUACGACUUCGUAG
Amorphotheca resinae ATCC 22711 is the source of this 937-nucleotide messenger RNA. RefSeq lists its product as hypothetical. The record is from RefSeq and is a predicted model, not a curated record. Gene Ontology annotation, biological process: mycotoxin biosynthetic process. Bases 38 to 937 code for a protein of 299 amino acids. NCBI's taxonomy places the organism in Eukaryota, Fungi, Ascomycota, Leotiomycetes, Helotiales, Amorphothecaceae. The transcript is spliced from 3 exons.